AAAAUAUCUUUCAUAAUGAAAACACUGAUUGCUCUGAGUGUGCUGGUGGUCACUGUUGUCGCUCAAAAUGCAAGGCAAGGAGGAUUCGGUGGACUAGGUAGUCUGGGGACACAAGGAGGGUUUGGUGGACAAGGCGGCUUCGGAGGAUUUGGUGGACAAGGAGUAUUCGGAGGACUCGGCGGUCAAGCAGGAUUUGGUGGUAAUAUAGGAUUUGGUACGCAGUCAGGAAUUGGUCAAGGAGGAGUACCUCCGAGUCAGGGAGGAUAUGCUGCACAAGGCCCACCAAAUCGCUAUGAACCCGGUUACGGAAGUGCUGUUGGACCUGGUAAUGUCCAUGGAGGUAGUCCCGUUGAAUCUGGUCAUUUUCAUGGAGGUAGUCCGGUUGGAGCUGGGAAUUAUUAUGGAGGUAAUCCAGUUGGACCUGGCGAUUUUCACGAGGAUCAUCUUGAACAUCCGGAACAUCAUCGCGAUCAUCACCGCGAACAUCAUGAACAUCGUGAACACCACGGACACCACGAUCAUCACGAGCAUCACCGACAUUAGCUCAAGGAUUAUUUUAUAAAGAUCUUGUACUCAUGAGUAAACAAUAAUACUAUUUUGAUUAAAAAAUAUAGUUCAUUUCUGAAGUGAC
Molecule: messenger RNA, 631 nt
Organism: Drosophila suzukii
Lineage: Eukaryota; Metazoa; Arthropoda; Insecta; Diptera; Drosophilidae
Gene: sala
Product: spalt-adjacent
Source: RefSeq, a predicted model, not a curated record